Messenger RNA from Ailuropoda melanoleuca (giant panda), 1720 nucleotides. It is a transcript of the gene CNDP1, whose product is annotated as carnosine dipeptidase 1. The record is from RefSeq and is a predicted model, not a curated record. Gene Ontology annotation, cellular component: cytosol. Gene Ontology annotation, molecular function: dipeptidase activity. The transcript is spliced from 13 exons. NCBI's taxonomy places the organism in Eukaryota, Metazoa, Chordata, Mammalia, Carnivora, Ursidae. Gene Ontology annotation, biological process: proteolysis. The coding region runs from base 1 to 1650 and encodes 549 amino acids.
AUGCAGAAGGCAUACGUGAGUCAAGAAGAGAUGGAUAUACAACAGUUAGAAGUCCUGAAAAUGGAAAUUAGUCAUUGGAAAAACUCAGGAGUUCAGACACAGGGCAGAGCAGCCUCUGUAAGACAAUCACGCCGGGCUCCAGAAGACUCCGCAUCCUCUCUCCUUGCCUCCCUGCUGCUGCUUGAGGGAGCCAUGUUCUCUCCGUCCUCACCGCCUGCCGGGCUGUUGGAGAAGGUCUUCCGGUACAUCGAUCUCCAUCAGAAUGAGUUUGUACAGACGCUUAAGGAGUGGGUGGUGGUGGAGAGCGACUCGGUUCAGCCCCUGCCCCGCCUCAGACAAGAGCUCUUCAGAAUGAUGGCGCUGGCUGCAGACAAGCUUCGGUGCCUGGGAGCCAGUGUGGACUCCGUGGACUCAGGUGUUCAGCAGCUGCCUAAUGGUCAGACUCUCCCGAUACCUCCCAUCAUCCUGGCCGAACUGGGGAGUGAUCCAAAGAAACCCACCGUGUGCUUUUAUGGCCACUUGGACGUGCAGCCUGCUAGACAGGAAGACGGGUGGCUCACAGACCCUUACACGCUGACAGAAGUAGAUGGAAAACUUUAUGGACGAGGAGCAACAGACAACAAAGGCCCUGUUUUAGCAUGGAUUAAUGCUGUGAGCACCUUCAGAUCCCUGGAGGAAGAUCUCCCUGUGAAUAUCAAAUUCGUCAUUGAAGGGAUGGAAGAAGCCGGUUCUGUUGGCCUGGAGGAACUGGUCAGGAAAGAGAAGGACCGGUUCUUUUCCAGGGUAGACUACAUCGUCAUUUCCGAUAACCUGUGGCUUAGCCAGAGGAAGCCGGCCCUCACAUACGGCACGCGCGGAAACAGUUACUUCACGGUGGAGGUGAAAUGCAGAGACCAAGAUUUUCAUUCAGGAACCUUUGGUGGUAUCCUCAAUGAACCAAUGGCUGAUUUGGUUGCUCUUCUUGGUAGCCUCGUAGACUCAUCUGGUCAUAUUCUGAUCCCUGGAAUCUAUGACCAAGUGGCCCCUGUUACUGAAGAGGAGAGAAAAAUGUACAAAGCCAUCGAUCUGGACCUAGAAGAAUACCGGAAUAGCAGCCAGGUUAAGAGAUUUCUGUUUGACACCAAGGAGGAAAUUCUGAUGCACCUGUGGAGGUACCCAUCUCUCUCAAUCCAUGGGAUCGAGGGCGCGUUUGAUGAGCCUGGAGCCAAGACAGUCAUCCCUGGCCAAGUUACAGGAAAAUUUUCAAUCCGUCUGGUCCCUCACAUGAAUAUGUCUGUGGUGGAAAAACAGGUGAAGCAGCAUCUUGAAUAUACAUUCUCCAAAAGAAAUAGUUCCAACCAGAUGGCUGUUUCUAUGACGCUAGGACUACAGCCGUGGAUCGCAAAUAUUAAAGAUAAUCAGUAUCUUGCGGCAAAAAGAGCCAUCACAACAGUGUUUGGAACAGAGCCGGACAUGAUCCGGGAUGGAUCAACCAUACCAAUUGCCAGAAUAUUCCAGGACAUCAUCCAGAAGAGUGUGAUGAUGCUCCCGCUGGGGGCUGUCGAUGACGGGGAGCACUCUCAGAAUGAGAAAAUCAACAGGUGGAACUACAUAGAGGGAUCCAAAUUAUUUGCCGCCUUUUUCCUAGAGAUGGCUAAGCUGCAUUACUAAUGACAGGAACCUUCCAGCUUAGAUCUGACCUACUGACAGAUAUCCUCUCCCACACACCUGGACAGGAAUA